Chroicocephalus ridibundus (black-headed gull) is the source of this 5532-nucleotide messenger RNA. It is a transcript of the gene TSPAN2, whose product is annotated as tetraspanin 2. Gene Ontology annotation, cellular component: plasma membrane. The transcript is spliced from 8 exons. The coding region runs from base 69 to 734 and encodes 221 amino acids. The record is from RefSeq and is a predicted model, not a curated record. NCBI's taxonomy places the organism in Eukaryota, Metazoa, Chordata, Aves, Charadriiformes, Laridae.
CCCGCCCGGAGCCGCCGGCGAGUCGGGCCGAGCCGCCUCGGGAGCUGCUGCCGGAGCCGGCGCCCGCCAUGGGCACGGGGCGCGGGGGGAUGCGCUGCAUCAAGAUCCUGCUGUUCAUCUUCAACCUGACCUUCUGGGUGGCAGGAUUGGCUGUCAUUGCCUUUGGUCUAUGGCUGCGGUUUGGUGGGGUUAUGGCAGACUUUGCUUCAGACAAAAAGUCUCCAGAGUAUUUCUUCAUGGGACUCUAUGUAUUGGUGGGAGCAGGGGCUCUCAUGACCACAGUUGGAUUUUUUGGGUGCUGUGGAGCAGCGCGGGAAUCUCAGUGCUUAAUUGGAGCAUUCUUUGCUUGCUUGUUGGUGAUAUUUGCAGCUGAGAUUACUGCUGGAGUAUUUGCCUUUAUAGGCAAGAAAGUGGCAAUACAGGAAGCCCAGAAAAUCUAUGAAGACAUUUAUGACGACUAUAUGAAAAACCCAGUGGGGAAGGUCAACAGCACUAUCUAUCACUACCACGUGGCCCUCCAAUGCUGUGGUAAAGGUAAUACGGAACAACAAAUGGGAUUACCCUGUCCAGAGAAUACUCAGAAGAACUGCCUGGUUGAAAUCCAGAACAUAAUUGAUGCUAAUCUGCAUUUAGUUGGAAUUGUUGGAAUUGCAAUUGCUGGCACCACAAUCUUUGGCAUGAUAUUCAGCAUGGUUCUGUGCUGUGCGAUCCGUAACACAAGAGACAUGAUCUAAAACUUUCACUGCACAACUAUGUCCCAGGAUUUCCAGACUAAGCUUCACAAGAAGUGCUCUUCUACCCAAUUUAAUAACUGUAAUGCAUUUUAAUUAGUGUUUUAACAUACUGAGAGGAAAAUAUCCCAUUAGGUGAGCAGGUGAAUUGUAUUAGUUACAGUAAAACAAAAGUGAACAAAAAAGGGUUUUAAAAUGUCCUUUUUAAUGAAAAAAAAAAAGCAAAGGUACAUCUAACACUAAUUUGAUUUUUAAUGUUUGUGUAUGUGCAAUUAUGAGUUUAUACAUCUGUAGACAUGCAGAUAAGCACAUGCAUAUCUCUCCUUACAAAUAUAUGCACAUGAGCAGGUAUCUGUAUAUGCAGUACCUUGUUUAGGUAAGUAUGUGCAAAUGGAGUAUGUUGUGUGUGCAUGUUUGCAUGCAUAUUCUUCCAGAGUCUCACUAUGCAAGAAUGUACACACACCCAUAGGUAUACAGUGCUUGAAACCCUUUCAUAUCGAGCCCCUGUUUACAAAGAGUUAGUAGAGGAACACAUGCCAUUUUAAAAAGUAAGACCCAUGAUCCAUUUUGUAACUGUUCUUUCCAAAGCCCAAACAGAGUAGAAUUAAUAAAAUUGGACUUUAUUUAAUGCCUCAGGGCCUGCUCUAGCAAACUUUAAUUUAUGUGAGUAGACCCAUUGACUUCACUGUCAUGCAGGGACUAUUUUAUUUAUUUUUUUUUUAGGACUGAACCCUUCAUGCAAAGGCAGAAAGCUCUGGGGGAGGAAACAUGUCCAAGGAGAUCCAGGCUAAGGGAAGAGGGGGAAAGAGGUGGGAAGAUGGCAGUCAUUUGUGAGCAAUUGCAGGGCAAAGCAUGCUCAAGCUUCCCAAGCUAGCCUGAGACACACACACACAAAAAUCUAUGAGUUAAAGGGGCCACUAAAAUCUUUAUUCAGAAGUCCCUUUAUCCUGCAACACUCUAUAUGGUAUAUGUGCUGGCGCAGGAGUGGAGCCGAUAUCCAGAAGAGCAGCAGCUUUGUCAGAUACUCUGUAGAAUCUAACUGGCAUGCGGAAGCCAACCAAAGAGUGAAAAUGGUCAGGGAACGACACGCAGCACUUUAAUAUCCUCUGUUUCUGCUUCUGUGACUAUCACAGCUUCUAUGGGGCUCUUACCUCAACCUCUCACCCUUUCUUGUGGGUGUAAGGCAGGAAAGAAAGACAGGACGUUUUUAGAGCCAUAAAGUCAAUUUUCUUACUGGCACCUUUAGAUUGCAUGUCAAGUAUAAAAAUUACACUGUGUGCUUGAAAUACCUCAGGGCUUGCGUUUACAUAGUUUGUUUCUAUAUUUUUAUUUUUCUAUUUGUCAUAUUUAUUCAUAAGAGAAUGUUCUUUUUAAAGCAGCCUAGAAGGGAGAAAGAUUGUCCCCAGAAGGGGAAAAUAAAUUACAUCAAAGGCUCAGAAUCUCUUAAUUUUUGGCUUACUCGAGAUAAUUCACCAUUUCAGAGAACAGCUUUUUGCUAACAAAAUCCACGCAGCAGCUCUGUCUCUCUGAUGAUCACUAGUUCAGAUUUCUGAUGCAGUUGUUCCAUACAUCAUGGGGAAAAGUUCAGCUCAUUGAAAUGGUCCCUGAUGUCUAACAGGACUUGGCAUUUACCAGUUAUGGGGUCUUUAUUCCACUGAAAUGGAAAUGGGAUUUCAGAAAACGUGUGCAUUCUAGUGCACGUGUUUGUGUGGAAUAUACAUCCCUCGGGAUACUUAUCUCACGUUUCCCACAGAAGGACCAACUCCCAUGGCUUUUCUGUUAAUUCAGGAUUGGAAAUAGUGUUGCUGUUUCAUGUGUCCGAUUUAAUUGACACAUCUUGCUGUCUUUUACAUAGAUCUUUCUUCAAAUUGUUCAACCACGAACUGAGACAGCUGUGCACUAAAUGCUGGGUAUGCAGCUACCAACUGAGCAUUUUCUGGGCCUAGCUUCAGGCACCCAGCUGACAGGGAGACACUAUAUCGCACACCAAAGAAGAGUUAGGCUUGUAUCACUGUUCACAGCUGAUUAGCUAUGGAUGCCAUGUAAAAGUAGGGCCUGGGACCUUAUUUUGCAAACAUCAGACCAGAAAAUGGUCCCCCAUGUGCUGUCUGCUCCUAGGAAAGGCUCAACUGGGAGAAUGACACUGGCAACAAAUCCCCGAGGGUCUCAAGCUGACAUGAAGAAAGUAAGUUUCUCACAGCAAACUGACACGGGCAAAGCAGCUUCCUGGAUCCCAGGUACACUUGAAACUGUCCCUACAACUGGUUCUGCUCUAAACAGAUAAUGGGAUAGUGUGCAACUGGGGUGUUUUCUCACCGGCUAAUACCGGCAGAAAGAAGAAACCUGUGCAUAGUGUCAUUUUUGCCAUUCAGAGCAAGAUAGCUUUCCAUGAAAACCAGUAAAAAUAGCACAAUAGGGAAGACAGUGGUCCAGGUUCCAAGAUUAUUGCCCUACAGGGACAGAAGUUAAGUUCAAAUAAAGCUAUUUCUUUCUGUUACACCCCCUCGUAAUAACAACGUUUUAAUUAUUUUAAACACAUCUAAAUAUAAUUGGUUUUAAUUCCUCAAAUUUGUAGCACCAGAAUGUAGUGAUAGGACCAGAGUUUACUACUUUAUUUGUUUACUGCUUCUUCAGUAAGCUGGAAGAUGCCCACUCCUGCUAUUGAGAUGCACUGAAUUAAAAGGCAGCUUGCAGAAACUUCUGUGGCUUCCCCAGUGCCCCACUCCCCCAGAAGUACAAAAACAUCUAAGUGCUUUAUGAAAACAGGGAAGAGUGGUACAAAGAAACCUUCUAUAAGUUCAGACUUGAACAACCUAACUUUCUGCUGAAGCAUUUUGGGUUUGUGUUUGUUUUUUUUUUUAAUCCUCUGAACAGUGCAUUUGUUUUUCUGAGCGUAACUACUGCUUAUACUCUAGAGUUUACUACUAUUUAGGUAUAGGGGAUACCUGCACUUGCAUAUCAGAAACAGAGUCAUACCAGUUAUUGGUUUAGUUCUCUAAGUUAUGGGUACAAUUUAAGCUGGAAAUCAACAUGUUAUGCAUCUACUAGUGCCUGUAACGGAAUCCAGAGAUACAGCCUCUUUUGUUGUUUCCUGCUGUUGUCUGCUGUUGUGAGGUGCAUAAUAUAUUUGCAGUUGUCUGUGCAUCUUAGUAACUGAAAGUCUUCUGUAACUCAUUAAGGGACAGAAAAUACAGCUGUUCUUUCCCUGUCAAAGCUGUAAGAAUUCGAUCCUGUUGCUUUUAGAUCGUAGCUAGUUAACAACUCCAGUUUCCACUGACUAGCUUGAGCAGCCCUUUUUAAAAUGUUCAAAUGUCACAGGCAGGGUUAUGGCUAUCAAAACUGGAUAUAUAGUGCCCACAGUUUAUUGUGCUGCUGCUCUUUCAUUUCAGCUCCUGAAAGUGCAAAAUCUUUGAUUUUUGUCAGCAGUACAAAAUAAUUUCCAAGCAACUACACCAUAUGCCUUCAAUAAGAAAGAUUUUUAAAGCAAACUAAAUCCAAACCAGUAUCUAAACUUCCUCAAAUACAGUUCACACUCCAGAGUUGCAUGCCAGGAUUUAAUUAACAAACUCCAAUGCUUGUAUGCACCAGAUACAUAGACAUAUAACUGCCAUAUAAGUCAGCGGAAGUACCCAUUUAGCCCUGUCCCUUGUACCUGUUUCAGAAGAAAGUAACAAAAGAUCAAAUCCCUCCAGGUGAUAAUUCUGAAAGCACAUUUCUCACGUUUUCUUCUACUGUCAAACCAUUUGCUCUAAAGCAUAAAGAUGUAAAUUGUUGAUGCCCUUAUUACAUCUCUAGACAUCAUUAUUCACAUUUCCCUUGUCUAAUUUUUCUAAGUAACUGACUUUAGUGGCAGCUUCAUUUGUUACAGGAAAACAUCAACCAGUUUUGAUGUCUUGCAGAGAUUGCACAGGAGCUGAUGAAGCACAGCCCUGUAAUAUACCUACAAUGAAGUUUCAUAUUUCACUUUUCUUCAUACUGAAAGCGAUAGUUUUAUAGCAAAAUAAAUUUCAUAGAAUCAUACAAUACUAGGUUGGAUCAUCUGGUCCAACCUUUCAUGGCAAAAGCGCAGUCUAGACAAGAUGGUGCAGCACCCUGCCCAGCUGAAUCCUUAAAGUGUCCAGUGGUGGGGAAUCCACCACUUCCCUGGGGAGAUUAUUCCUGUGGCCGAUUGUUCUCAUUGUGAAAAAUUUUCCUUUUGAGUCCAGUCGGAGUCUCCCCUGCAGUAACUUGUUAACCCAUUACCCCUCAUCUUUUCCAUCUGACUGCUUGUAAAAAGGGAGUCUCUGUCUUCUUUGUCGUCACCCUUUAAAUACUGGAACAUGGUGAUAAGGUCUCCCCUUUCAUAUAUAUAUUUUGUAUGUAUUGAAAAAGAAACUGAGUUAUCUUAAGCCUUCAAAUGCUGUAUUUUACAGCCUUUGGAGGCUACUGAUUAAUAGCGUGGGAUGCUGGUCACAGAAAACGUACAUAAGUAAAGCUUUUCAAUCUUACUUCUUCCUCUCUAAUGGUGCUCCAGACACUGGGUUCUCCAAAACACAAACCACUUCCAAUAUAACGUAUUUGUUUCUAUAGCACGAAUUCUGAUUUUGGACAGAAAUGGCGUAUCGGUUUGUGCUGCAAAGUCUGUAGCAGAGUUACCUCUACAGCAGCUUUCUUUGCAAGGAAAAAAAACCCCGAAUUACCCUGUUGCUGAAUCAGCUUUCACUUCCCUUUCGUCUAACGUGUUCUGAAGUGGCGUUUUAUCACCUUUUCUGUCUUGAAUUUAAAACAACUUUCUAAUAAAAAUAACCCGAAAUAAGCGACU